AUGUAUUCCAUAACAUUAAUGUUGAUCACCAUUAUUGGUGUAACUAUGGCAUGUACAGAGCAUUACCAAUGUGGUAAUAUGCCAUAUUCCAACUGUGUAAAGAACUUUAAUCCCCUGCCAGGUAUUGGACUGGAUUCAACAAAUGAGAAUGUUAUUCUACUUGGUACUUUCAACUCAACUGCUCUCAACUAUCAAUAUAUAUCAUCAUUGCCUACUGCUGGAGGUCCAAUUACUUCACAGUAUCCAGUGAUGUGUAAUGUUGGAGGAGGAUCCUACUACCUCCAGACUAAUGGAAUGUAUGCCUACACUCCAUACUCCAAGAUUCCAUUCCUUAUUGCUCAGACCAACCCUGCUCCAUUCACUGGUCCCUACUUUUCCAACAAUGGUUCCUUUGUUCAAAUAUGGGCAUUGAUACGAUACACCCUUGGCCUGUACUUUGAUGAUAUCAACAGUAGGACCUAUUAUUGUGAUGGAAAUGUUCACCGAAUCAACAAGAUUCCAUCGACUGCCAAUGACAGAUAUGAUGGUGCUAUCGAUAUGUACCUCAAUCAAAACUGCAACUUCCUUGGUGUUAAUGGCAACGAUCUGUACUUGCUCAGCAUCUACUAUGGAGACAAUGGAACUACCUCCAAAGUAUACAAGGGAAACAUUAACUGCGACAAAUGUGCGGCUUCAGAUCUCACAAAGAUUGCUACCCUCAACUUUGAAGCCACUGCCUUCCAAGUCACCUCUACUCACAUGUACUUCAGCGUCGGCUACAACAAGACCACCAAUGGCCUGAUCCAGUUGCCACUGAGUGGUGACAUGAUUGCACUCAGAUGGGUCGUCAGUGAUCCUAUCCUCAAGUUUGUCAUGGAUACCACAGGACAAUGGGCAUUCUACCAAACCACCGACAGAGCAAUCAAGAAGGUUGGACCAAUGAUGGCCAAUCACCCACAAACUACAGUGCUCUACAAUCCAUUCAGCUCACCAUCAGAGGGAACAUGCAGCUGUGCACCAGACUUCAAGGGUAAUAACUGUCAAUCAUGUUCUGGAAGUGUACAAUGGGUCCAAGGCAACCCUCUCUGUGUUCCAUUGAACAAGGGUGGUGCUCCAUUAACAUGUACACAGGAUUACAAUUGUCCAAACCUUCCAUUCCAAUCGUGCCAACAAUCAACUUGUGUAUGCCGUCCAGGAUUCACUGGUACCACAUGUCAGGACUGCAAAGGUUCUGUAACAUGGAACAAUGGUCUUCCAACCUGCAAUCUUUAA
Acytostelium subglobosum LB1 is the source of this 1251-nucleotide messenger RNA. RefSeq lists its product as hypothetical. The coding region runs from base 1 to 1251 and encodes 416 amino acids. The transcript has a single exon. The record is from RefSeq and is a predicted model, not a curated record. NCBI's taxonomy places the organism in Eukaryota, Evosea, Eumycetozoa, Acytosteliales, Acytosteliaceae.